AUGAGAGCACCACGUUUUACUUGCGACGAGACGACGACGCCGACGAUGGUUGCACAGCAGCAUAAACAAUCUGAAAAUAAACUUUUUAUAAUGUUGUUAAAAUUAUUUAACAGGUUAUCUCCAGUUUUUAAUGUCUUCAUGGCUAAUUUACCACAAGUUCUGGAUCAAAACCAUAUUAUGGGUACUUUUAUGAUUCAACCAUUCCUAUCUAUAUUGCAAAACUGCCCAUGCCCACCCCAUUACAAAUUGUAUGAAGAGAGUAUAAUACCAACGUUCAGCCUAUGGCAUUUAGAAGCCUAUUGCAGAAAAUCAUGGCUUAUGGCUGUGCUUGUGAUACUGUACAAGUACGAGUACAAGUCAGCUCAUUGGUGUGACAUGCUUCAGUGUCUAAUGAAAAUAGUUAUUCAUACUCUUGAUGGGCAGUAUCAUAAAUGUAAACACGUUUCAUCUACUACUGUUGUAGAAAAUAUUUCUUUGAGGCGAAAAGAUCUCCAAGAAUCGGUAGAAUCCUACGAUACAUCGUGUGCGAUUGGAGCCUUAAUUGAAAAUAUGUCUGUAAAUGCGAGUGACACAGCUCAACGAGAAACUACACAACCAUUAUCUUCAUUCACAAAAGAAAAUCCAAAUGCAUGUACAAUAUCUCAGUACGAUUCUUCUGAAAGGUCUUCUAAUGAGCAUAAAAAAAAAGAACCAAGCAACUACGAGACUUCCCAUGUAUUACGUACGUCAGACAGUUGCAUUACAGAGGUUACGUGA
Molecule: messenger RNA, 756 nt
Organism: Copidosoma floridanum
Lineage: Eukaryota; Metazoa; Arthropoda; Insecta; Hymenoptera; Encyrtidae
Product: protein unc-79 homolog
Source: RefSeq, a predicted model, not a curated record